AUGCGUGAAUACAAAAUAGUUGUAUUAGGUAGCGGGGGCGUGGGAAAAUCCGCCCUGACAGUACAAUUUGUACAAGGCAUCUUUGUGGAGAAAUACGACCCCACCAUCGAGGACAGCUAUCGAAAACAAGUGGAAGUAGACGGACAACAAUGUAUGCUCGAAAUCCUUGACACUGCCGGUACAGAGCAAUUUACAGCGAUGAGAGAUUUGUAUAUGAAGAACGGACAAGGUUUCGUGUUAGUGUAUUCGAUAACCGCACAAUCGACGUUCAACGAUCUGCAGGACUUACGAGAGCAGAUAUUGCGAGUGAAAGACACGAACGAUGUGCCGAUGGUGUUGGUUGGCAACAAGUGCGAUCUGGACGCGGAACGUGUGGUCGGGAAGCAGCAAGGUGCCAACCUUGCGAACCAUUUCAAUUGCGUCUUCAUGGAGACCUCCGCGAAGGCGAAAAUCAGUGUGAACGAAGUGUUCUACGACCUAGUGCGACAAAUCAACAAAAAGUCUCCCAAAGAGGAAAACAAAAAGAGAAACAAAAAGCCCAUAUGUCGUCUGCUGUAA
Leptosia nina is the source of this 558-nucleotide messenger RNA. NCBI's taxonomy places the organism in Eukaryota, Metazoa, Arthropoda, Insecta, Lepidoptera, Pieridae. The record is from the annotation of a GenBank genome assembly.